Molecule: messenger RNA, 966 nt
Organism: Galendromus occidentalis (western predatory mite)
Lineage: Eukaryota; Metazoa; Arthropoda; Arachnida; Mesostigmata; Phytoseiidae
Product: chitotriosidase-1
Exons: 6
Coding region: 1-927 (308 amino acids)
Biological process (GO): carbohydrate metabolic process; chitin catabolic process
Cellular component (GO): extracellular region
Molecular function (GO): chitin binding; chitinase activity
Source: RefSeq, a predicted model, not a curated record
AUGACAUGUUACUACCGAUUAGAAGACGAAAGACUGCCUCCAUCGGCGAUUCCUUGGGAUUUAUGCACCCACAUCCUCAUCAGCUUCGCUACUGUCGGCUCGGAUUUCCGCAUCAAUACCACGGUUCUAGGUGGAACUGACAGAAUACAAAGUUUCUUGGAAUCCACUUCGGAGCUCAUGGAGCGAACAGGGCUCGACGGUAUCGAUUACGACUGGGAGUUCCCGGCCUUUUAUCAAGGAUUUGAACUUUCGAGACUAUUGCGACGGACUAGAUAUUUGCUCGACCACCUCAGUGUAAAGAUGCGGAAGACUUUCCAACUAUCGGUCGCUCUCCCCGGACCGUUCACGCUCAGUUUCGGCUACCCCGUCGAGAGUCUUUUGAGGAAUUGUGAUUUCCUUAACCUCAUGACCUACGACCUGGUCUUACUGAACCCGAUCUCGAAACGAGCGGCUCUGCACAACGCCUUGUACCCACAAGGCUUCUUGUACGCGGCCUUCACGGUAGACUUCGCGACAAAGUUCUGGCUCGUGGCGGGGAUUCCGCGCCGCAUGAUCUGUCUCGGAAUCCCCACCUAUGGGGUUGCCUACGAAUUAAUCGACAAGGUGCGGAAGGAACUGCAUGCUGGCGUGAGAGGUUACUCGAAGUUGGGGAGUAAUGUCGGAUAUGACACGAUUUGCCGACUCGCCAACUCAUCAUCUGCCACAACGAGAUGGUCCGAAACGAGUAGAGCGCCAUACAUGGAUGACGGCAGAGGGAAUUGGAUUAGUUAUGAUAACGUCCGGAGCGUGGAAGAAAAGGUGGAUUACGCCAAACGUCAGGGUCUUGGGGGUUUGAUGAUCUUCAGCCUGAACGCCGAUGAUCAUAAAGGAGAAUGUGCUCAAGGUCGGCUUCCAUUAAGCCGAUCAGCUCAGAGGUCUUGGAUCUGAUCUACACCGAUCCCCGAUCGAUGAGAGAGAGAGAGGUUA